AUGGUUCGCAUUGCAGCUGCUGCUCUGGCCUUCGCCGCAUCCUUGAUGGCCGUCUCGGCGAGCGCCAAUGCACCCGGCCAUGUCGCGACGCAAAACCUCAACCGGCGUCAAGAGGCAGAGUCUGUGCCGUCCGGCGGCAUGAACCAGGAAGAGGACUUAAACGCGCUGUUGAAAGAGCUCAAAGAACUUGGUGGUACCAUCCAGAGCUUUGCAGACGAAAUGAUGAACCAUUCCGAUCAAGUCUAG
This is a messenger RNA of Metarhizium brunneum ARSEF 3297, 246 nucleotides long. RefSeq lists its product as uncharacterized. The record is from RefSeq and is a predicted model, not a curated record. Lineage: Eukaryota; Fungi; Ascomycota; Sordariomycetes; Hypocreales; Clavicipitaceae.